GGAGGCUGCAUCCGACUCGGUCACAAGGAAAAUGGAUUCAGUUUGCAUCUUUCCCUCCUUUCAGCAGCUUCUCCGGGUCUCAGCAUGGGCUUCCAGGGCAGCGGCUGAGGAGACCUUACCAAGGAGCACCACGCAGUAGAUACUGAGACAUUGCACCCACGAUAAGAAGCAGUAACAUGGCAGCACCUGUUUGAGAGGCAUUCAAAAACAAGACUCCCUUCAGAAAGGAACAAUGUCCAAGAAAGGGCGAAAUAAGGGCGAGAAGCCCGAAGCACUCAUCGUCGCCCUUCAAGCUGCCAAUGAAGACCUCAGGACCAAGCUCACAGACAUCCAGAUAGAGCUGCAUCAAGAGAAGUCCAAGGUGUCUAAGCUUGAAAGAGAGAAGACUCAAGAAGCAAAGAGGAUUCGUGAGCUGGAGCAGCGCAAGCACACCGUCCUGGUGACAGAACUCAAAGCCAAGCUCCAUGAGGAGAAGAUGAAGGAGCUGCAGGCCGUGAGGGAGAAUCUCAUCAAACAGCACGAGCAAGAAAUGUCAAGGACGGUGAAGCUGCGGGAUGGAGAGAUCCAGAGGCUCAAGUCGGCUCUGUGUGCUCUCCGGGACGGCAGCAGUGACAAAGUAAGGACAGCGCUCACCAUUGAGGCCCGGGAGGAGGCCCGGAAACUGUUUGAUGCAGAGCGCCUUAAGCUCUUACAGGAAAUUGCGGACCUGAAAACUGCCAAGAAGCAGGUGGACGAGGCUCUCAGCAAUAUGAUCCAAGCGGAUAAAAUCAAGGCUGGGGACCUUAGGAGUGAGCAUCAGUCCCACCAGGAAGCCAUCUCGAAGAUCAAGUGGGAGUCAGAACGGGAUAUUCGGAGGCUGAUGGAUGAGAUUAAAGCCAAGGACAGGAUCAUCUUCUCCCUGGAAAAGGAACUGGAGACCCAAACUGGCUACGUCCAGAAACUGCAGCUGCAGAAAGAGGCGUUGGACGAACAGCUCUUUCUGGUCAAGGAGGCCGAGUGUAACAUGAGCAGUCCGAAACGAGAGAUUCCGGGAAGAGCGGGAGACGGCUCCGAGCACUGCGGCAGUCCUGAUUUGAGAAGAAAUCAGAAGAGAAUAGCGGAAUUGAAUGCCACUAUAAGAAAAUUAGAAGACAGGAACACCCUGCUUGGAGAUGAACGAAACGAACUGCUAAAACGGGUGCGGGAAACCGAGAAACAAUGUAAACCUCUUCUGGAAAGGAACAAGUGCCUCACCAAGAGGAACGAUGAGCUGAUGGUGUCUUUGCAGCGCAUGGAAGAGAAGCUAAAAGCCGUUACCAAGGAAAAUUCGGAAAUGAGAGAAAAAAUAACAUCCCACCCACCCUUAAAGAAAUUAAAAUCUCUGAAUGACCUCGAUCAAGCUAAUGAAGAACAAGAGACAGAGUUUUUAAAACUUCAAGUCAUUGAGCAGCAGAACAUUAUUGAUGAGCUCACAAGGGACCGAGAAAAGCUCAUCCGUAGGAGAAAACACAGAAGAAGUUCCAAGCCAAUUAAGAGGCCUGUUUUGGACCCAUUCAUUGGUUAUGAUGAGGACUCCAUGGAUUCAGAGACAUCAUCCAUGGCCUCAUUUAGAACAGACCGAACACCAGCUACUCCUGAUGAUGACUUGGACGAAAGUUUAGCAGCUGAAGAAUCGGAGCUACGAUUUCGACAAUUAACAAAAGAAUAUCAGGCCCUCCAAAGAGCAUAUGCCCUCCUGCAGGAGCAGACUGGAGGUAUCAUCGAUGCUGAAAGGGAAGCCAAGGCUCAAGAACAGCUCCAAGCAGAGGUGCUAAGGUAUAAAGCCAAAAUUGAAGAUCUGGAAGCGACCCUGGCUCAGAAAGGGCAGAUAGAAAAACAGGAGGCAGAAAAUCACCGGUUACAACAGGAACUACAGGAUGCCCGAGACCAGAAUGAGCUGCUGGAGUUUCGAAACCUAGAGCUAGAAGAAAGAGAGAGACGAUCCCCUCCAUUUAAUCUACAAAUUCACCCAUUCUCUGAUGGUGUGAGUGCUCUACAGAUCUACUGUAUGAAAGAAGGUGUCAAGGAUGUGAACAUCCCUGAUCUCAUAAAGCAGCUUGAUAUCCUGGGUGAUAAUGGGAACUUAAGAAAUGAAGAACAAGUGGCCAUAAUUCAGGCCAGCACUGUGCUGUCCCUGGCAGAAAAGUGGAUCCAGCAAAUUGAAGGAGCUGAGGCUGCCCUACACCAGAAAAUGAUGGAAUUGGAAAGUGACAUGGAACAAUUCUGCAAAAUAAAAGGCUAUCUAGAGGAAGAACUAGACUACAGAAAACAAGCUCUCGACCAAGCAUAUAUGAGGAUCCAGGAACUAGAAGCUACUUUGUACAAUGCUCUGCAGCAAGAAACUGUUAUCAAGUUUGGUGAACUGUUAAGUGAAAAACAGCAAGAGGAGCUGAGGACAGCAGUAGAAAAGUUACGGCGGCAGAUGCUGAGGAAGAGCAGAGAGUAUGACUGUCAGAUUCUUCAGGAGAGAAUGGAGCUCUUACAGCAAGCCCAUCAGAGAAUUCGUGACUUAGAAGAUAAAACAGACAUCCAGAAACGACAGAUAAAGGAUUUAGAAGAAAAGUUUCUGUUUCUAUUCUUGUUCUUCUCUCUUGCCUUUAUUCUAUGGCCUUGAUGUCAAGGUGCCUCUUAAAGAGUAACCGAAAACACGGAUAAGACCCCAGAAAGGCAAACGCUUCUAGACCUUCAAAGAUGGCAGAAAUGUUUACAACAGUGAGAGGGAGAUCAAAACUAAGAACUACCCUGUAGCCAGGACUACAGCUGUGUAUUUUAAAGCCAUUAUUCAAGGUUUCUUACUUGACAGUUCCCACAUGACCCUGUUGAAAAUCUACAAUAUAUGCUGCAUUUAAUGAAACAUGUAUAUGUCAAACCAGAAGAAAAGAACUAUAGACGUAUAUUGUGUAAAGAAAAAGUUCAGCAAUGGAAACAGUUUCAGCAGAUCAAGGAAAGAUGUGUCUUGGGCAUGGAACCAAAGUUACAAAGAAACAUUCUCCCCCUGCUGUGCAGGGGGAUCAUUUUAAUGUAACACCACACCCCAUGGAAACAGGAGUCCUGAAAUAAACAUUUUCAAAAGUCAAAACAAACGAAAAAACAAGGGUGGGUGGGGAAUGAAGCACGAGGAAUACCCAUGAGGAGCUAUUUACAAUAAAAUGUUUCAUUUGAAAAGUCUGGUUUCUUACUACAGGGAUUUGCUUUUUGUCUUUAUUGUUGUUUAAAACUCAGGAACAGAGAUGUCUGCGAUGUGAAUGGGAAGGAAAGCAGCCUCCCGUUUGUUUUCCUGCAAGAGGUGGGGUUUGUGGGAUGCAUUCCACGGAUGACAGAGGAGAAGCGGAUCACAGUGACCCCCGAUGAAACCGGCAACAAGGCGGAGGACCUAGGCGAAUGUAACAUAAGAAAUAAAAGCAGAUGUGAUGCUGCCUUGGCCUUCUGUCACAUCUGUCUUCCUCCACGAACAGACUGAUCUCAGUCCUACUGAAAAUUAAGAAGAUGAUGCUCUAAAUCACAAGCUCCCUGACUUGGUUCUGUUUAGAAUGCUAACAUCUCUAGGGAACGUGGGCCCGAGAGCAUCUCUGAAUCCGUUUCCAAAAUACUGGUUUUCAAAUGGCUGCUUAAAAUUGCCUGCAAAUAAAUAUGUUAUAUGAUUUGAAUAAAAACACAAUAGAGGUGAAAAGUAAACUUCUACCAACAGUUGAGUUUGCCACAGAGAUGUGAAUAUUCAACACAAUUAUGAUUUUUUAAAGUAUCCUGAUAUGCCCAGAGCAUUCUGACCUCUUGUCGUUUAGACUGAUAACAUUUUUUUCCCCAGAAGAAAAUGUGACAUUUUGACAGCAAAAAAAUAGCUCUACUUUUUUUAUAUAGAAGUAACAUACAUUACCAAUAAGGUCGUUUUCUACCAGAGACGAGUAGAAGACUGGUACUUUUCCUAAGUUAUGUAAUACUGAGUCUUGGAUUCAGCUCUGAGAGCCAGGUAAUGUUCCUGAAAAGCAAAUUUUACACCUCAUUUACUGUAGAUAACAAAACAGCCUCAAUUUUUCAAACUGUCAAGGUUUUAUUUACAGGGCUAGAUUUCCCAUGCAUAAAGAAUGUGUGUAGGGAGCCAGAAACUCCUACAAAAUGCUACGCAAAUCCUUCCAUACGUGAGUUCCAUAUCUUAUUGUUUGGUUUUUAGCACUGGCAUUUUCCAAGCCAGAGCAGGAACUGAAGAAUAGGCAAGGAAACCUAGAAUGCUGGGGUCUCACGUUUUGUCCUCUUUACUGCUGACCCUUGUGUCUUUGGCCCAGUCACUUAACCUCUCUGUGCCUCAGUCUCCUCAUCUGCAAAAUGAGGUUAAAUGCUUUUUCAUAAAGGUUUUUUGUUUGUUUGCUUUUGCAAUUCUGGAACAAGAGGUGCUUAAAGUAGCACAAAGUGCUUUGUAAAAUGAUGACUGCUAUAUUAUUCAACUUUCUUGUAUUGUCGAGAAAGAGUCCCCCAUGUGAUAAAAUAGUGCUUCAGUUUGGUUAAAUCUCAGCACCGCAGCACUGAAGCUUUUCCAUCGAACUACCUGGGAUAUUGCUAGCAAUAAGGGUUGGGAGAUCCAGAGCCGGGAUCUCUAAUAACCUAUAGUAAAUAUAUCAUCUCAUGCUUUUGAACAAGACAGAAGAACGUCAUUUCACUGAUAAGCAUCUCCUAGCUCUCCUUACUGCACAUGCAUGCCAUGAUAUGAAACAACACUUAUAUUGUAGGAGAGCCAACUCUGAAAUUAAGGUGUGAAGUCUACGCAUAGUAUCACAUAAUUAGUCUCAUCACCCCUUUCAUUUCGGGGAGAUGGACAGUAAUGGGUCCUACUGGAAAUAUACAGAA
This is a messenger RNA of Odobenus rosmarus divergens (Pacific walrus), 4857 nucleotides long. RefSeq names its product janus kinase and microtubule interacting protein 2 (gene JAKMIP2). The transcript is spliced from 21 exons. The record is from RefSeq and is a predicted model, not a curated record. NCBI's taxonomy places the organism in Eukaryota, Metazoa, Chordata, Mammalia, Carnivora, Odobenidae. Gene Ontology annotation, molecular function: microtubule binding; kinase binding. The coding region runs from base 233 to 2632 and encodes 799 amino acids.